Messenger RNA from Cercospora beticola, 2469 nucleotides. RefSeq lists its product as uncharacterized. The record is from RefSeq and is a predicted model, not a curated record. Lineage: Eukaryota; Fungi; Ascomycota; Dothideomycetes; Mycosphaerellales; Mycosphaerellaceae.
AUGAAGUCCUCAAUCAUUUCCUCCCUCAGUCUCCUCCUCGCCUCAUCCUUGGCCUUCGACUGCUACCCAGAUCCCUCUAAACCGCCCACGAAAUGGUGCGCGGACGGAGUUUUCAAAUGCGAUUGGGACCAGAAUCAACGAUUCUGCGAGGAUGUGAAUUACGCUUAUUGCGGUGGUACUGGCACCGCCAAUGACAUGGCAUGGCUGGAUAAAUUGGCUGGAGGUGAUCGGUGUUGCUUGGGUCAUGGCACAAUCGAGAAAGAAACUGAAGCUUGCCGAAACCAUUUGCGCCAGCGGCAACUGCUAUACACUCAACUCUACCAAGUCCUUGCGAAGUCUGCCAGUCAAGCACAUGCGACGGCAGCCAUGGCCGCCGACUUCAUCGCUCAGCUGCUCGCCUCUGCCGACGCUCUCAGUCUCAGCGAACUGGAGACUGCCUCGUGCCGCCUAAUCGAGAUCCGGAACUCCAAGACUCCGCUCUUUCGUCUCCCUGGAGAGCUACGUAACCGCAUCUGGCGGAUGGCUCUGAUCGAAGACAUUCGAUCUCAACAUGAGACAUUUAGGGACGAAGCCGUGUCAAUAGCACAGGAGAGAAAAGAGAAGGCCUUGACAACCGGCACAAGCACAGCUGCCAUCCUUCGCGAGGUCGCUGAUCGUCGUGCCUUCGGUGAUGAUCACGUUGGCAACAUUUUCAAAGACAUGAUGUUCCAACGAGAAAUAAAAAUCAUCGCCUUGCCCACGUUUCACAACACGACCCGACAGAUGAAGACUGAAGUCGAAUCUAUCUUGUAUAACGAGGUUAUGAUAUGGGACGAAUAUGACCAUUUGUUUCGGACAUGGAAACAACUGCUGCCUUACCAGAUGGGAGGCCUAUUCAACAUCCGCAAGCAUGGCGUGCCAUUGCUCAAACUCCGCAAGGAAUAUCGCGCGAAUGACAUCAAGACAUUGGUAGUCGUGGGCUUUGGAACUACCCGGACUUUCGAUCCACGACGGUACCCACCAGCGAGAAGAGGCGGCAGAGUUCGCUUUGCGGAGGAGCUCAAGUUGGAGAACUUGGGGUGGUCGAUUGGAAACCCGUACCUUGUGACGGAAGCAGCAUCCACAGGAACACCAAUUCGCAACGACAUGUUCUUGGCUAGCAUGAACAGUUCAGGAGUCGCACAGGCAAUCGCUGCCGCAGCUGGCCUGACUAUCACCGAACUCGAAUCCCUUGAACUCCGCCUGUCGUCACUGAAGAAUUCCAAACAAUCACUUCUUCGCCUUCCUGCCGAGCUACGCAACCGCAUCUGGUACAUGGCGCUUAUCGAGGACAUCAAAGACCAAGUAGCCAAGAAAGGACAUCUCAGGACGGACAAGACGCGCGAUUGUGUGGCCUGGACCGAUUGCUUUCAACCGUUAAAAAGAACCCUCACCAUCACACCACCGCAGUUUCUGAACACUUGCCGCCAAAUGAAACUCGAGAUCGAGUCCAUCUUGUUCACCGAGAUCAUGUUCUUCGAGGAAUACGACGCCUUGUUCAACAAAUGGAAGACCCUCAAGCCCUACCAUCUCGGCUCACUUUUCAACACGCGAAAAUUCGGUCUACCGGUCUUUGCCAUGUACCACUUGUGCAGAGGCGAGAAGAAAGACAAUACGAGAGAAGUCAUAGAGCGCGAGGCGAAGGCCGGGCGGUUCAAGAGAGCUGGUAUGAAUACUUGGAUCCAUAGACUACACAGCGAAGAAGGUGCCUCCAGUCCGUAUAACCACAGCGGCAAUACCUUUCUGACCCGACUAGCUCUUCUACAAAACAAGAUGGCGUCAGAAUCAACUCUCGACAAACUCGAGUCGUCGAGUCCCCUUCCAACUCAACUCGAGAACUCGCAAUCACCACUCCUGCGCCUCCCCGGCGAGCUCCGCAACGAAAUCUGGCGCAUGGCCCUCACCAAAGACAUCGAACACCAAGUCGCCACUCUGAGCGGAGGGAAACCAGUUCGUCUCUCCAACCUCCAAGCCCCAAAUCCCUACACCUGCACAUCAUGGAGUUGCGCCAGCCAACUACACGGAUCCCUCGAUCGAAUCACACCCCCUGAAUUCCUCAUCGCUUGCCGCCAGAUGAAGCUCGAAACCGAAUCAAUUCUCUACAGCGAGAUUAUGGUUUUCGAAGAAUACGACAACGUCUCAAAGAAGUGGAAACUCCUAGAACCAUAUCAACUCGGCUCUCUCUUCGACACUCGGAAGUUUGGGUUGCCGCUCUUUAGUACCCAUCACGUAUGCAAGACCCGAGACGAAAUUGCGAGACAGGUGAUCGAGAGAGACGAGAGAGGUGAGCGCUCCUCUCUCAUGCAUCUGAGGAAAGGCAUGGUCAGUUUCGCUGAGGAGUUGGGCCUUGAGAGUUUGGAGUGGAGCCUUGGGCCAUCUCAUUUGAUCGAUAUUGGACUCGAGCAUCCUGCUUUUCCAAAGCGGGGGACGGACACUGCGCGGGGACUCUAG